CCCAAUCUCAGCCCAGCAACUCUUCAUCCAUCCACACACGCAGGCAAUGCACCCAUUGACGGCUUGCCUCCCUCUGCUCCAUCUAGGAGUAGAGGAGGAGUGCGGCCAUGAGUACGACGACAAUGCCGAGGAACUCCAGGAAGCCCAUACCGAUGAGGGUGUAGGUGAAGAGGUCCUCCUUGAUCGACGGAUUGCGCGCCGUGCCGCUCACCAGGGCCGCGAACAGGCUGCCGAUACCUUGCGCCACGCCGCCCACUGCCAUCAGGGCGAUGGCCGCACCCAGAGUGGCCACGCCGGCCUCGUGACGCACCUGCAGGGCCGUGCAGCCGCCCGAUGGAUGGUGGAGGGUCAACGCCAACACCUUGCUCUGGCUCAGAGGGGUCAGCCCGCCUGCACCAAGGCACACAGAACAGAAAGAACAACAUGGUGAGUGAGCGGAUGGUUGUUGCCUGUGUGUGGCGUGUUUCUGUCUGUGUUUGUGACGGUACAGUUGUUGUUGAGGCUGAGUGCCCGUGGCUGUGUGGAUGGCUGGGGCUGCGUGAGGGGCUUCUGAAACAUCGGGGACGUUGAGAACUUACGGCACACCAGCGUGUGACUGAUACACACACACAUCCACACACAACCACAGCACAGAUGCAGAGGGAGACAGAGACCUCCUUCAUCGCUGCCUGAUCUGGUGGCCGUCUGUAUUGCUUACGCCAUGGAGAAUGAUCCGAGCUGGAAUGAGCGGCUGCACGACGGCAGCGCCAUGCUGCGGGGGAUCACCCUCGACGCAAUGCUGCCGAACAUGUUGGCGAGGGCUAAGGCGGCAGAUUUGGCGACAGACGAGGCUCACAGCACUGCAGCAGACGGCCGAAAUGCCUUCUUUUCUCGCAAGAGCUCGCAAGAUG
This is a messenger RNA of Vitrella brassicaformis, 890 nucleotides long. The record is from the annotation of a GenBank genome assembly. Lineage: Eukaryota; Vitrellaceae.